CCCUUUGCAAAUCACUCUGUUUCUAUAUAUACCACUUCAUCCUCUCGCACCCACAAACAACACUCAUAGCUGCUCCAAAUUUUAGCUAUGGCGAUGGCCAUUGAUGAAAACUAUGAGCUUGAGAUUUCUGGCUAUAGCGGUUCCGCCGCCACCACCACCACCACCACCACCACCACCACAACCAUCAAAACCAGUUCCACAGAAAACGACUACUAUCUUGAUUGUAACUGGAACAACUGGUCACCGGUCUUCGAUUGGGGGAAUUCAUCCGGUGAUUACCACAAUGAUUUUCGAGAUCUAAUUCAUUAUAACAUGAUCGACGAUGGAGGAUUUAUGAAUCUGGAAAGCCAAGAGACUUGCGACUCGGUUUCAACAAACACGAUGUUUGUGGAUGAAGAGACCAACGGCGAGGAUACGAAGGGGUUGAGGCUGGUCCACCUAUUGAUGGCGGCGGCGGAGGCGCUUACCGGAGUUAACAAGAGUCGCGAUCUCGCUCGUGUGAUAUUGGUUCGGCUCAAGGAGUUGGUUUCCCCGAAUGAUGGAUCCAACAUGGAGAGACUAGCGGCGUAUUUUACCGACGCCCUCCAAGGUUUGUUAGAAGGCGUCGGGGGUUUACAUGGCAAGCACUCUAUAUCCAAUGGGCCCUACCACCAUAAUCAUCACCGCGAACGUGAUCGUGAUCAGCAUCAUCCGACGGACAUGCUUGCGGCGUUUCAUCUUCUCCAAGACAUGUCGCCAUGUGUCAAAUUCGGGCACUUCACUGCAAAUCAGGCUAUUCUAGAAGCUGUGGCCCAAGACAGAUGGGUCCACAUAGUGGACUAUGAUAUCAUGGAGGGGAUCCAAUGGGCCUCACUCAUGCAAGCCUUGGUGUCCAGGAAGGACGGCCCACCAAGCCCACAUCUUAGGAUCACAGCAAUAGCAAGAGGCGGGAAUGGCCGUCGAUCAAUGGCGACGGUUCAAGAGACGGGUCGCCGAUUGACUGCAUUUGCGGCAUCCAUCGGCCUACCGUUUUCGUUCCACCAAUGUAGGUUGGACUCCGACGACACAUUCCGACCUUCCGCCUUGAAAUUAGUUAAGGGAGAAGCUUUGGUGAUCAAUUGCAUGCUACACCUCCCUCAUUUCAAUCAUCGGACACCCGAUUCGAUUAUUUCAUUCUUAUCGGGAGUGAAGACGAUAAACCCGAGACUGCUGACCUUAGUUGAAGAGGUCACCGGGUCAACUGCGGAUGGCGAUUUCUUGGGCCGGUUCAUGGACUCAUUGCAUCAUUUCUCGGCCUUGUAUGAUUCUUUAGAGGCUGGAUUUCCAAUGCAAGCGCGAGCCAGAGCCCUUGUUGAAAGAGUAUUCCUAGGGCCCAGGAUAGCCAAGUCGGUUGCCAGGAUAUACCGGACCCAUGGGGAGGACGAAGGUUGUUCUUGGUGGGAGCGGCUGGGAAGUGUUGGGUUUGAUCCAGUAAACAUAAGCUUUGCAAAUCAUUGUCAAGCGAAGCUAUUGUUGGGGUUGUUCAACGAUGGAUACAAGGUGGAGGAGUUGGGUUGUAAUAGGCUUGUUUUAGGGUGGAAAUCCAGGCAGUUGCUCUCGGCUUCCAUUUGGACUUCCUGCUCCGAGCCCGACUUUUAACAUAGCUUUUGGCCCACUGGGCCUUAUCUUGUAAUGGCCCUAGAUUAGAUCAGAUAAAGCUUGUAAUAACGGAUUUGUAAAGGAGACAUGCAUACUAGGACUAGGUUGUCACUCCAUUAUUGACAACAUGUUUGAGGUUUCUCUAAUGUAAA
Molecule: messenger RNA, 1769 nt
Organism: Tripterygium wilfordii
Lineage: Eukaryota; Viridiplantae; Streptophyta; Magnoliopsida; Celastrales; Celastraceae
Product: protein NODULATION SIGNALING PATHWAY 2-like
Exons: 1
Coding region: 88-1617 (509 amino acids)
Biological process (GO): regulation of DNA-templated transcription
Cellular component (GO): nucleus
Molecular function (GO): DNA-binding transcription factor activity; sequence-specific DNA binding
Source: RefSeq, a predicted model, not a curated record